Camellia sinensis is the source of this 423-nucleotide messenger RNA. The record is from RefSeq and is a predicted model, not a curated record. Lineage: Eukaryota; Viridiplantae; Streptophyta; Magnoliopsida; Ericales; Theaceae.
AUGAUUGGACCUCCUAAUACUAAGAGAAGGGACAAGCGAUAUGAAUACCACAAGGACCAUGGUCAUGACACCGACAGUUGUUAUGCACUGAAGGACCACUUGGAGGAACUGGUACAAGACGGCCGGCUGGCGCAACACGUCCGAAAGAAUAAUCCAUCGAACGCGGUAGCCAUACGGCCAGAUUCAUCUCCACUGGGUGUAAUUCACAUGAUAUACAACCUGCCGUCGUCAACCGAGAUACAGAUAAUUCAGUUACAACCUAGCCUCCAUAGGCUGAUCACACCAGCAAAACGACCCCAUGAAACUGGGAGGAUUAGUUUCGACAACACCGAUUUAGUUGGAGUAACUCUUCCACACGCCGAUCCCCUAGUCAUUGAGCUACGCGUCAACAAAUUCACCAUUGAACGUGUUCUCAUCGAUUAG